CCAAUAGAAACCCCCCCAAAUCUCACAGAAACCCUUCAAAUCCUGAUAGAUCUCACUGACCCACGUCUCUCUCUUUCACUCAUUCAAUUCCUCUCGGAACCCUUUAUCACCCAAAAAACAGAUUAAAACAAAUGGGUCGGGACGACGCCAACCUCAGCGCGGCGAAGAGGUCGUUCCGGAGCGCGAAGGAGGAGGGGAACAGGCAGGAGGAGGCCCGAUGGGCCAACGUGAUCGGCGACAUCCUCAAGAACAGAGGGGAGUACGUGGAGGCGCUCAAGUGGCUUCGCAUCGACUACGACGUGUCGAUCAAGUACUUGCCGGAGAAGCAGCUCUUGCCCACCUGUCAGUCUCUCGGGGAGGUCUAUCUUCGCCUCCAGGAGUUCGAGCAAGCCCUCAUUUAUCAGAAAAAGCAUUUAGAGCUGGCCAAGGAUGCCAAUGACCUUGUUGAGCAGCAAAGGGCCAGUACCCAACUUGGUCGUACUUACCAUGAAAUGUUUUUGACAUCUGACAAUGACCACCUCUCAGUUCGGAAUGCCAAGAAAUAUUUUAAGUGUGCCAUGAAGCUUGCAGAGACUCUAAAGGAGAACCCACCAUUUAAGGAUUGCAAAUUCUUCCUCAAGGAAUAUAUUGAUGCACAUAAUAACAUAGGAAUGCUUGAAAUGGAUCUUGAUAAUUUGGAAGAGGCCCAGAAAAUCCUAACUAUAGGAUUACAGAUUUGUGGUGACGAAGAAGUAGAGGAAGACAAUGAUGCACGCAGCAGGCUCCAUCACAACCUAGGAAAUGUUUACAUGGAGCUCAGGAUGUGGGAUAAUGCUCGGGAGCACAUUGAGAAGGACAUUAUAAUUUGCAAGAGAAUUGGGCAUUGUCAAGGGGAGGCAAAGGGGUAUAUCAAUCUUGGUGAAUUGCAUUAUAAGGUUCAAAAGUAUGAGGAGGCACUUCGUUGCUACCAGAAGGCGCUUGAUCUGGCAAAAUCCAUGGAAGAUGAGGAUGCUUUGGCUAAGCAAAUUGAUCAAAAUAUUGAAACUGUAAAAGAAGCUAUUAAAGUCAUGAAUGACUUGAAAAAAGAAGAGCAGAAGCUGAAGAAGCUGACAAGAGACAUGGCCAUUGCAAAAGGAACACCACGUGAGAGGAAGUGUCUGUUGCAGCAGGAUGCAUGUCUUGAUUCCCUCAUAGAGAAAUCAAGAAUGAUUUUUGCGUGGGUGAAGCUGCGUGAAUUUGCCAAAAGGAAGAAGAGAGUUGCAACUGAACUUUGUGACAAGGAAAAGCUGAGUGAUUCAUUUCUGGCUAUUGGGGAAUCAUAUCAGAAGCUCAGAAAAUUAGACAGAAGCAUUAAAUGGUACAUGAGGAGUUGGGAAAUAUACAAGUCAAUCAGUAACUUGGAGGGGCAAGCAUUAGCAAAAAUCAACAUUGGUGAUGUUUUGGACAGUGAUGGUAAUUGGACAGGAGCACUAGAUGCAUUUGAAGAGAGCUACAGGAUUGCCAUUGAAGCUAACCUUCCUUCUGUACAGCUUUCUGCACUGGAGAAUAUGCAUUAUAGCCACAUGAUAAGAUUUGACAAUGUCGAAGAGGCCAGGAGAUUGCAGCUUUUAAUUGACCAAUUGAAGCAGUCAAAAGAUAAAGAGCUUGAAAGACAUAAUCUGGCAGAGGAUUGCUGCUCUGAAACUGACACAGAAGGGAAUGACCAUUUUUCAGAAAGUAGGUCUAAUGCACGCUGCUCACAAGACAUGAGUAAAUCGAAUUCUAGUAGAUUAAAGUCUGUAGCCGGUGUAGAAGAGUUGAACGAUGAUGUACCUCUGAUUUCACUCCUUCGGUCCAGUAAAGAUUCACCCAAAACGGAAGCAGCUCAGUUAGGAAAGCACAAUAUUUUUACUCGGCCAACCAAAGUUUCACCAAAAAGUGUGUCUAAAUCAACCAGUAAUCAGCAGACAGUUGUUGGUCGUAAACGUGUUCGUCUCAUCCUUUCUGAUGAUGAAAAUGAAAUGCCAAAUGAGGUGGUUUGCUCGAAAGUAUGGUCUGACAGAUGGCCAGUAGAGGCUGUUGCUACAUCUGAUGAAUUUAAGAGUAAAAAUAAUUCAGCCAGUCGUGAUUGUAAGUUUCAGGAGAUCUCAGCGGCUGCCUCCAAAUGUGCCACCGGGUCCUGCAAUCCCAUUGAUAUUGAAGAAAGCACAAGUUCAUACAAAUCAAGGAGUCCCAAUAUAGGCACUCAGAAUAGCAAACUAUUCAGAUCUUCAAGCAAUGAUGAGCCUAUUAUUGCGUCUGAUUUUGCUGCUAGUGGUUCUAAAUAUGAUAUUGAUGUUUCUGGGAACCUCUCGCAUGAACAUAAUGCUGUUGAUCCCAAGUUGCAUACUUCUGGUGACAAACGUGAUUGUAUUGUUUGCAAGAUUGACAAGGACCUGAUAAAUGUAGAAGCAGGCUCUAGUAGGGAUGGUGACAAGUUGAGCAUUGAGUCUGUGAAGGUUGAACUGGCAUGCCUAUACUAUUUGCAACUUCCCAGUGAAAAGAGAUCAGAGGGUCUGCUGCCAAUAAUUCAACAAAUAAAAUGUAGUGGAAGAGUUGUAGAGUCCUUCGAAACAAUUGAAACUCUUAAGGAUCAUCUGGGAAAAGUCUUGCUUGAAGCUUUCAUUGAUGGAUGGGUUCAAAAGCCUUUGAUCAAACUGUACAUUGACAGUUGCAAGGAGUUAUCUGAGGCACCUAGCAUGAAGUUGCUAAAGAAACUAUACAAUAAAAGAAUGGAGGUUUCAGACGAUGAAGUGGUUGUAUCUGAAUGUGAGUUGCAAGAUUUAUCAAUAACUCCAUUGUUGAAUGCGCUACUUGCCCACAAAACAUUUUCCAUGCUAGACCUUUCUCACAAUUUGUUAGGAAAUGGAACAAUGGAAAAACUUCAACAAGUAUUUGCAUCAGGCCAAAAUUAUGGUGGCUUGACUUUGGAUCUGCAUUGCAAUCGAUUUGGUCCAACUGCUUUGUUUCAGAUUUGUGAAUGCCCUGUGCUAUUUGCUCGACUGGAAGUGCUUAACUUAUCUGGAAACCGUCUCACUGAUGCUUGUGGAUCUUACCUUUCAGCUAUUUUGGAAAAAUGCAAGGGCCUGUGUAGCUUGAAUAUAGAACGCUGUUCUAUCACAUCUAGAACAAUUCAGAAGGUUGCUGAUGCACUUAAUGCUGGAUCUGUACUUGAACAACUUUGCAUAGGAUAUAAUGACCCUGUAUCAGGAAAUGCGAUUAUCAAUCUACUGGUCAAGCUUGCCACUUUGAAAAGAUUUUCAGAACUGAGUCUGAAUGGUUUAAAGCUAAGCAAGCCCGUUGUUGAUAGCCUAUGCCAGCUUGCUAAAACCUCAUGUUUGUCAGGACUAAUGCUUGGGGGCACUGGUAUUGGAACAGAUGGGGCAUUACAAUUAACUGAAUCAUUGUUCAAUGGAGUUCAAGACUUUGUAAAACUUGACCUAUCAUAUUGUGGACUGACAUCUAAAUACAUUCUCGGACUUAAUAGCGAUCUGGUUUAUGGCAUUCUUGAGCUGAACCUUGAAGGGAAUCCUAUUAUGCUUGAGGGUACCGAUGUAUUAUCGUCAAUGCUUAUGAACCCUCGGUGUUGCCUAAAAGUUUUGAUCCUUAAGAAGUGUCAGCUUGGACUUGCUGGAGUUCUUCAUAUAAUUCAGGCUCUAGCAGGAAACGACUCUCUUCAAGAGCUCAGCCUUGCUGAUAAUGCCUAUCUGGACAAACAUUAUAGUCUACAAUAUGACUUAACAGGAAAGGGGAGCUCAGAGUUCUUAAAGCAAGAACUCAACAUAUCUGAAUAUUCUUUGAAGGGGCAUGCAACCAAAGAAGUUGACACUGUUCCACAAGGUUUAUGUGCUUUGAACACUGACUACAAUCAGCUUGAAGUUGCUGAUAGUGAAGAUGAUCCAAUUAGAGUAGAAGCUGCUGCAUCUGGAAUUGAUGACAGUUGUGAAAGUUCAUGUCAAAAAAAAAAAUUAUCUCCAGAGUGCCAGUUUAUUCAAGAGCUUUCAACUGCUGUUCAUAUGGCAAAGAAGUUGUGCUUACUGGAUCUUAGCAAUAACGGUUUCUCGACACAAGCUGCCGAAGUGUUGUACACGGCAUGGUCGAGUUUAAGAGGUGGUUCAGCUGAGAGGCAUAUUGAGGACAAGACAAUCCAUUUAUGUUUGAAGGGAAAUAAGUGCUGUAGUGUGAAAUCCUGCUGCAAGAAUUAGGUUUUCAUUGCUGCCAGAGUUUCUUCUUUGAGGGAAUCCACAGAAGCAGUUCUUCCGGAAAUAACUGAGAAUUCUAUACUGUAUACUACUGACUACCAUGGGCUGCUUUGCUGAUAAAUGUCACAUGGGUUCAUUUGUGGAUAGUAACUAGCCAUUUUUGAGCCAUAAAUAACUUAACAUUUGGCUAUUGUUGUUUCUAUUUGAUAGUCAGACAUUAGAAUUGAAAAAAUGUACAGGUGCAUGGCAUUUAAAAUCAAAUGCAAAUGAAUUUGAAUGAAUUGAAGCA
Messenger RNA from Alnus glutinosa, 4488 nucleotides. RefSeq names its product protein TONSOKU. The transcript has 20 exons. Gene Ontology annotation, cellular component: nucleus. Gene Ontology annotation, biological process: meristem structural organization; response to DNA damage checkpoint signaling; epigenetic regulation of gene expression. NCBI's taxonomy places the organism in Eukaryota, Viridiplantae, Streptophyta, Magnoliopsida, Fagales, Betulaceae. The coding region runs from base 132 to 4202 and encodes 1356 amino acids. The record is from RefSeq and is a predicted model, not a curated record. Gene Ontology annotation, molecular function: protein binding.